Messenger RNA from Ricinus communis (castor bean), 966 nucleotides. RefSeq lists its product as uncharacterized. Lineage: Eukaryota; Viridiplantae; Streptophyta; Magnoliopsida; Malpighiales; Euphorbiaceae. The coding region runs from base 1 to 966 and encodes 321 amino acids. The transcript is spliced from 2 exons. The record is from RefSeq and is a predicted model, not a curated record.
AUGGAUGUUAAAAAUUCCUUUUUGAAUGAAGACCUCCAUAAAGAAGUUUAUAUGGUUCCUCCUCUUGGCCUUGAUCAUGAUAGUGAAGAUUGCAAACUUAGGAAGGCUCUUUAUGGUCUCAAACAGGCUCUUCGCGCCUGGUUUGAGAAGUUUACUACUGUGAUUACUUCACUUGGCUUUUAUCCUAGCAACCAUGACUCUGCACUAAUUGGUCCAAAUGACCUAGGUCCCCUUCGUUACUUCUUGAGUAUUGAAGUUGCUUCCUCUCCUAAAGGGUAUCUCCUUUCUCAAUCUAAGUAUAUUUCUGAUAUUUUUAAGCGUGCUCGUCUUUCUAAUAAUAAGACUGUUGAUACUCCGAUUGCGCUCAAUGAUCGUUAUUCUACUUCUGAUGGUUCUCCUCUGCCAGAUCUGAGUUUAUAUCGGACUAUUGUUGGAAGUCUGGUUUAUCUUACUAUCACUCGUCCUGAUAUCGCAUAUGCUGUUCAUAUAGUCAGUCAGUUUGUUAUUUCUCCUACUACAGUUCAUUGGGCUGCUGUUCUUCAUAUCUUGAGAUACCUCCGCGACACUCAGUUUAAGACUCUUUUAUUUUCAUCUACUUCAUCUUUAGAGUUAUGUGCUUACUCUGAUGCUGAUUGGGCCGGUGAUCCCAUUGACCGCAAAUCAACUACUGGAUUUUGUAUUUUUCUAAGUGAUUCUCUUAUCUCUUGGAAAAGUAAGAAGCAGGACAUCAUUUCCCGAUCCUCCAUGGAGGUUGAAUAUCGCGCUAUGGCUUCCACUACUUGUGUAAUAGUUUGGUUGCAAUGGUUGCUUGCUGAUAUGGGUGUCUUUCUGCGCAACCGAUUCAUUUACAUUGUGAUAAUAAGAGUGCUAUUCAGAUUGCACACAAUUCGGUCUUUCAUGAACGGACCAAGCAUAUCAAAAUCAACUGUUAUAUUACCUGUCAUCAUCUUCAAAAUGGCACCUUGA